This is a messenger RNA of Drosophila elegans, 2098 nucleotides long. It is a transcript of the gene RYBP, whose product is annotated as RING1 and YY1-binding protein A. Gene Ontology annotation, molecular function: transcription coregulator activity; DNA binding. The record is from RefSeq and is a predicted model, not a curated record. Gene Ontology annotation, cellular component: nucleus. Bases 349 to 801 code for a protein of 150 amino acids. The transcript is spliced from 2 exons. Gene Ontology annotation, biological process: positive regulation of DNA-templated transcription. Lineage: Eukaryota; Metazoa; Arthropoda; Insecta; Diptera; Drosophilidae.
AUUGCGCGAUAUGGCAAUGCUGCCGCAGCCAAAAAGACAAUUGCAGAAAGUUUUUUUCACAACAAAAAGCCACCGAAAACCCUCGAAUUAAACAACAAAUGCGUGCCAAAAGCGCAGCGAAUCUCCACUGAGCCACCGUUUUGCGUGUGUGUGUGUGUGAGGGCGUGGCAAAAGUGGGCGCACAACAACAAAUCACGCAGGGGAGCUGAGAGAGAGCAGAGCACCCAGGCAGCGCAGUUGCAGCGCAGCAGGGGCGAGCAGAGGCUGCGGCAGAGGGAAAAGUCGGGCAUUUUCAGCUGCAAUUCGUCGGAUUGUUUUUCCAGCCAGCCAGGUUGGUUUCCCUCUAUUAUGGACAAGAAAUCCUCGCCGGUGCGACGACAAAAGCGGCAAGCGAAGGUGAUCGAGGAGAACUUUUGGGACUGCAGCGUCUGCACAUACAGAAACUCGGCGGAGGCCUUCAAGUGUCGCAUGUGCGACGUGCGGAAAGGAACCUCCACUCGCAAACCGCGCCUGAACUCAGCGCUAGUCGCCCAGCAGGCCGCCACUUUGCCGGGCGCCAGCGCCAACAUGCCCAACGGGAAGUCUGCCUCCGGAUCGCGGCAUGGCAGCGGGCACGACCGGCAGCGGCACAAACGGUACCCGGCCCGGUUGAAGAACGUGGACCGGUCGACGGCGCAGACGCGCGAGGUGACGGUCAACUCGGUGACCGUGUUCAUCACAGAGUACAAGGCCAAGCCGGUGAGCAGCCGGCGCGAGUCCAGCGAGCAGAGCUUCAGCGAGAGCAACGACAGCCGGAGUUAGAGGGGCAGUGGACUCCAGGCAACCACGUCCCUACGUCCCUAUGUCCCCAGCUGCCCGCUCCCCGAUAUUGUACGCCACGGUUCCCGGUCCCCUGUUACAAGUUGUAAAUUCUAAGUGUUAGGCCCCUGGCGAUAACAAUUGUAAAUCGAAAUCCGUUUAAGUUACCAAGUAUUAGGCCACGUUUAAAGCCCCAAAAAGCCACGCCCCACAAGUUCAUGACUUCCAGCCCAGGCCAAGAAGGCGAAGCAAAGCGAAGCGACGGCGAGUCGAUUGCAUUUACACGACGCUCUCCAAAUCCAACCUUAAAAUGCGCUAAACCCUGUACAUAGCGAUGCAUGAGUUCCCUGAAUAUCUCUGUCUCGUAUCGUAAUUUUAGUUGUAAUUUAAUUCUGCUACUCUAAUUCCUAAUUUAUUGAUGAAAAGGCAACUAUGUAUAACCGCCGUGUACAUGUUCAACAAAGAUAUCAUUUGUUUCGUAAGUGUCGAAUUAAAAUAUGGUUUAACUAAGUGCAAGCUAAUCUCAAUGUUCCACUAGCAGCGCCCAUCUCCAAUGGUUUGUGUAACUAUUAUAAACUAUACCUUUUUUUUUAACCUAGACAAUGCUGCUUGACAACGAAGAGUAGGAAGGAGAUUGCCACAAAGCUUGGUUGUAGACAAUUUGCUAAUUUUAAUUUGUUUGUAUACAAGACUGAUUAAGCGUUACCAACCAGAUAUAUAGACGCCCACUCACGCACCCAGCCCGAGUCCGAUUUUUAUUUGAUUUUCACCCAGGAGUUCCUCCCAGCAAACAAUAGACGAAUACUCCAACUCGCAAAAAAGAGAAUUUUGUACUUAGCAGAGCUUAAACGCUCUUCCACCAUAGCAAUAAUUACUUAGCGAACAAACAAACAAAAAUUUUGAUAUGAACGAUUGUAUUUAAUAUUGGAUAACGGAUAUAAUGGUUUAUAAAGUGCUUGAUAUUUGUAUUUUGAGAUAGGUUAUUUAGCCACACAAAAACACUCUCACACACUCCUCAAAACUGCCGACUGUAGUCAAUGAAUAACUUCCAAUAGACAAAACUUCAACUUGGAUUACCGUACACAUUUACAAUUAAUAUGAACAGUUUGUAUUCCAAAUGCUUGGCCAGUUGAGCAUUAAUCAACAGCAGCAACAAAGACAAAAAAUUAAACAAAAGCAAUUAUAGAAGCCGCACUCACACAACCACACGGAUAGUUAAAACUUGAAUUCCAAUUGUAAAGCAUCAACUUUUAAAGCAUUAUAAAAUACAUUAAAUAAAUUUCGAAAAUGCUAAUCCAAA